AUGACCCAAACACGAGGCCACGGCGGCCACAGCCAUCAUCAUCAUCAUGAUAACACCUAUUUGACCUCCACAAAUAAAAGCGACGCUGGUGUUCGCAUUACACGGAUCGGUCUCGUCGCAAACCUGUGUAUGGCAAUUGGAAAGUUCAUCGGUGGGUAUAUGUUUCACUCUCAAGCUUUGAUUGCCGACGCCUACCACGCCCUUACCGAUCUCGUGUCCGACUUUUUGACCCUGGGAACUGUCGCCUGGUCCCUGAAGCCUCCGAGCGAUCGAUUCCCCAAUGGUUAUGGAAAGAUUGAGAGCAUUGGUGCUCUGGGGGUUAGUGGCCUAUUGCUCUGCGGAGGAAUGUUUAUGGGUCUCAACUCGGGACAAGUCCUGCUGGCUCAGUUCUACCCCGAGAUAGCUGAAACAGUGGCUCACACCGGGAUACUGGGACAUGGUCAUUCGCAUAGUCACGGCCCAGUUGGUCCUAGUAUUCAUGCUGCGUGGCUUGCCGCUGGCUCCAUUGUCAUUAAGGAGUGGCUUUACCGUGCUACUAUGAAGGUUGCCAACGAGCGCAAGUCCUCGGUACUUGCAUCCAACGCCAUUCACCACCGCGUUGAUUCCCUAACGAGUAUUGUCGCCCUUUUCACAAUUGGAGGAAGCUAUGUCUUUCAAGACGCCACCUGGCUGGACCCGGUUGGUGGACUUUUGAUCUCCUUGAUGGUGGUCAAAGCUGGCUGGGGUAACACAUGUACUUCUCUUUUGGAAUUGGCGGAUACCACGGUCGACGAGGAUGUCCGAAGCUCCGUGGAGGCCGCGACGGCCAAGACCUUGAAGGAACUCGAAGACGGCCAUGAAGUGAUUGUUCGUGACGUGCAGGGCAUGAAGUCUGGCCAAAACUACUUGAUGGAUAUUGAGCUGGCUGUGCCAGGUGCUUGGGCUGUCAGCCGAUCGCAUUCUAUUGAAGCGGCCGUUCGCAAGGCUGUUGGAUCCGAUGUUCGUGGUGUGAAGCGCAUCAAGGUCCGCUUCAUUCCAGCGGAACACCAAGACCUCACCUUCUCGGAUGAAUUUGUUGCGCGGGACAUUGGAGGCGAUCCUGAAACACAAUGUCAUGAUCACGGCCAUGAUCACAGUGACCACAGUCAUGAUCGGAAGCGACAAUAA
Penicillium soppii is the source of this 1146-nucleotide messenger RNA. RefSeq names its product cation diffusion facilitator family transporter. Gene Ontology annotation, molecular function: monoatomic cation transmembrane transporter activity. Gene Ontology annotation, cellular component: membrane. The record is from RefSeq and is a predicted model, not a curated record. The transcript is spliced from 2 exons. The coding region runs from base 1 to 1146 and encodes 381 amino acids. Lineage: Eukaryota; Fungi; Ascomycota; Eurotiomycetes; Eurotiales; Aspergillaceae. Gene Ontology annotation, biological process: monoatomic cation transport; transmembrane transport.